AUGUCUAAUUCAAAUAAAGUAGAACAAGAAGAAACGAUACUUCGUGAGUCACAAGAAGAAGAAGAUUUUUACCCAUUAGAUCAAAGUAGUUCCCAUGAAUUGAAUAGGCUGGUUGAGGAAGAAGAUGAUGAACAGAGGUUGAUUCCGAAUGCAGAGGAAAGACAGAGCGAGGUUUUUGAUUUUGGUGAUAACUUAAUACCUCUGUCGUUAACGGAAACUCAAAGGAAUCCGACACAUUUAGAGAAAGAGGUUACAUUUAUGAAUGGGUUGACGUUAAUAGUAGGUUUAAUGAUUGGAUCUGGAAUAUUUGCUUCUCCAGGCCCAGUUGCCGUGCAUGCAGGCUCAGUUGGAAUGUCGUUAAUAGUUUGGCUUGUAUGUGGAUUUUUAGCUUGCACCGGUGCUCUUACAUAUGCAGAACUAGGUUCAGAAAUCCCAAUAUCUGGUGGCGAACAUCCUUAUUUAGCACAUGCAUAUGGAAGUCUACCUGCUUUUUUAUUUAGUUGGACUGCUAUAACAUGUUUAAAGCCAGGAGGAAACGCAAUCAUUGCAGUGAUUUUUGCAGAAUAUAUUAAUCGCAUAAUAUAUCAUUCAAUAUUUGGUGAAGAUACAAGCCCAUCACAUGACACGCGUCUUUGGCUGAACAAGAUAGUGGCAUCCAUAUGUAUAAUAGUAUUGUCAUUGAUUAAUUCAUAUAGUGUACGACUAGCCACUCGAACACAAGAUAUAUUUACAGUCUUGAAAUUGGUUACAUUGGCAGCUAUUGCAGUUAUAGGUUUUAUAGUACUAGGAAAAGGUGGAUUGACCAAGAAUUUUGAGGGUAAUUUGUUUGCGGGCUCGUCUACAAGAUUGAGUGAUUAUACACUGGCAUUUUAUUCUGGAUUAUGGGCUUAUGAUGGAUGGAAUAAUUUGAAUUUCGUUGCUGGUGAAAUGAAAAAUCCUGCAAGAGAUUUACCACGUGUUAUAAUGGUUGGAUUACCUAUAGUGAUUAUAAGCUAUUUACUUGCAAAUGUAGCAUAUUAUGCAGUCCUACCAUCAGCAACUAUAUUGAAAACUAAUACGAUAGCAUUGGAUUUUGGUAAAAAAAUAUUUGGACCAGUUGGUGGAAUUUUUUUUUCGCUCUGUGUAGCAGCAAGUUGCUUUGGUGCAGCUAAUGGCAGCAUUUUUACAGGCGCAAGAUUAAUAUAUGUUGCAGGACGUGAAGGUUAUUUGCCAACAGUAUUUGGUAAAGUCCAUAAUAAAUGGAAUACGCCUACCGCGGCAUUAAUCAUGCAAGCUGUAUUGACUAUUCUGAUGAUUAUACCUGCAUUAUUCUUGGUGAUAAUGCCAUUUACACGUGUUCCAUUAGAAUCAUUGGCAGCGUUAGGAUUUAUACUUGCUGGAAUUCCAUUUUGGUGCAUCAGAGUUAAAUAUAAAGGUCACUUUAGUGUAAAAGCAUUCAUGGAUUAUUUUGUUAACCUUAGUGAAAUAAUUAAAGAAUGGAAAAAUCAACAACGAUACUUUAAACAAGAAACAAUGGAAAUGACAUCAUUGUAA
Entrophospora sp. SA101 is the source of this 1533-nucleotide messenger RNA. The record is from the annotation of a GenBank genome assembly. NCBI's taxonomy places the organism in Eukaryota, Fungi, Glomeromycota, Glomeromycetes, Entrophosporales, Entrophosporaceae.